This is a messenger RNA of Pseudomyrmex gracilis, 1542 nucleotides long. RefSeq names its product agrin-like. Gene Ontology annotation, molecular function: protein binding. The transcript is spliced from 9 exons. The coding region runs from base 1 to 1542 and encodes 513 amino acids. NCBI's taxonomy places the organism in Eukaryota, Metazoa, Arthropoda, Insecta, Hymenoptera, Formicidae. The record is from RefSeq and is a predicted model, not a curated record.
AUGGAGAUUCUUAAAGCAACUAUCUGCCGUGUGUGGUGCAACAAUACCCUUGUAGGAAUUGACGAACGGCCCAGUAUUGGGUCAAUAUCGGCAAACGAGGCUCGAUAUUGGUACGACAGUGGUAGCCAGUACUGGGCGAAUAUAUUAAUGAUUAGAUCGAGCCAACGCUGGCUCCUUAAGCUCGGCACGAUACUUACUUCCGAGAUUGGUCAGAUAUGGAUUUCAAGCGUUACCGUGGCCACGGAGAAGACGGCUUGCCUGAGGUCAUCCGGUAGCAAGUGCGAGCACCGCUGUUCGGGCGAUCAGGAUCCUGUAUGCGGCACCGAUGGGCGUACCUACUUGAACAAGUGCAUGCUCAGGGUGGAGAUCUGUCGGGUCGGAAUCGAGCUGUCUCAUCUCGGACCUUGCAACAAUAUUUCGGCCCAUCGGGAGAACUGUCCGGUCUCGUGCGAUAUCGCGCCCCUAGACGGACCUGUUUGCGGAAGCGACGGAAACGUCUACAAGUCCACGUGUCAGAUGAAACUGCUCACUUGCGGCCAAGGCGUCGUGCGUACAAAUAAGAAGCACUGCCAGACCACAAGACAUUGUCGUGAAUCGUGCUGGCGUGGUGCCAAGCCUGCCUGCGGUAGCGACGGCAUUUUAUACUCGAACACCUGCAAAAUGCGAGCGAAGAACUGCGGCAAGCACGUAUUCGAGGUGCCGAUGUCGUUCUGCGUGUCUCGGGAACGGACGUCCGGAAGCAACGCGUGUCCCUUGGACUGCAAGAACGAGCCGGAAGUGUCGGUCUGCGGAUCGGACGGAAAUAUAUACAGGAACGAGUGCGAGAUGCAAAUGCUGAACUGCGGACACGCGAGACGAAAAGUAACGGUAGCGGACUUCGAGAAGUGUCGAUCCCGGCUGACGAAGUGCAUGAAGCAGCAGCAGAGGUGCGGAAGCGAGGUGGAUCCGGUUUGCGGUAGCGACGCGAACACGUACCCGAAUCAGUGCCACUUGAACGUGGCGGCCUGCUUAAAGGGCAUCCAAUUGGCUCACGUAGGCGAGUGCACGACCUUGAAGGAGACCGAACAGUGCCCCGAAGAUUGCGCCGAAGUACCCGAGGAACCAGUUUGUGGAAGCGACGGCAACGUUUAUCGGUCCCUGUGCCAUCUGCGGCGUGAGACCUGCGGCCAGAGGGUGGUUCAAGUUCCGGCGCAACAUUGUCGCACCACCGCGCUCUGCAACCAGAUCUGCAGCGGGGAACGUCAGUUUGUUUGCGGUUCCGACAACAAGCUCUAUCGUAACGAGUGCGAGAUGAAGAGGGACAAUUGCGGUAAACAUGUUUACGUGGUGCCUAUGAAGCGAUGCGUCCAAGGAUUUCUUUUCCGCGGCUGCCAGAAGAUCUGUCCGCCUUAUUACGACCCGGUGUGCGGCACCGACGGGAUGACGUACAGCAACGAGUGCUUCCUGGAGAUCGAGAACUGCCGCAGCCGAAGUCUCGUAACGAAGAAGUAUCACGGGGUGUGCGGCCAACCUACGGAAGAGCCGAAAAAUUAUCUCUAUUGA